GGGGGAACGCUGAAAUAAUUCAGAGACGACUACAACAAUCAGAAGAAGGUUCCCGCUCAAAAGACGAAACGCUGAAUCUUCUUCUUCCAUCAACUAGCUUCCUUCCGCGCCAAACUAAAAUCCAACCAUGGAAUUCUCCUCUUAGUAUUUGCCUCCGAACCGAUUCAGAAUCGUCUCGUGUCCAAUCUGACUAAUUCAUCGUCUCUCCUUCCUAACCGUCAACGCCAAUCCCAAAUGUUCUCCGAAUCUCCCAAGCUGGUACGGCAGCAAGAAAGUGGACUCCCUUUUCUUUAUCAGAGGCCACCGAAUCUCAUAUUCCCAUCUCCAAUUCCAAUUUUGCUAAACACCGCAUGAUUUUUUAUUUUUUAUUUUUGGUAAAAACCCCAUGAUUUUUUUUUCUUCAAAUUGGGAACUUGUUCGGUGGUCGGUCCAGUUUUAUUCUGACUUUCUUCAGUGCUCCCUUUUUCACCUCUUUUGUGGCUGGCAAUUUUGUAUUUCCAGUUCCCUGAAGAAUCCGAUCCCAUUCCCAAUUUCCGUCCUUUUCCUCUGUUUUUACUUGCAGCUGGAAUUGGAAACCCCUAAGUUCUCGCUCUAUAAAUAUGCACAUGGAAAUGGAAGAGUCAUGUACCACAAAUCACCUGCUAUAGGCUGCUCCAAGAACCCAUCUUUCUGGUAUGUUACUUCUAUUGCAUCAUUUUAUCAAAAACGGGAUCUUGGAAAUUCGUAUUGGUUUCAUCGUUGAUAGUGUUUUGCGAAUUGAAUUUGUAAAGUUUUAUAUGUUUUUGUCUUUUUGAUAAUGUAAAUGCCUCUGUAAUUGGGAGCUGGAGAUUAUACUUACUGAUCAUGAUCAGUUUUUGUUGUUUUUUUAAAGAUCAUCCAGAAAAAAAAUAUCUUUAGUUGAAGUUCCACUACAAAGCUUACAAGUACCAUGAUAAGCCUUGAAAAUACUGUAUGUUCUUUGUACAUUGGUGCACGUGUUGAUGUUAUUAUGGUUUUGAUGACUUCAAUUUACAUGCAGGGAAAGUUAUUCUUCCUUCUCAUUUGAUCUAGAAUCAAAUCUUUCAAGUUUUCAGUUUAUCAGAUAUGGGCUACCUGAGCAACGUAAGCCCUGAUCUGUUUCCAUCUUCGUUCCAUUAUUUUCCCCAUGAAUCUAUUAUGCUAAGUAUAUUAGUUUGGAUCUUCAUGCUUGUCAGUUUUACUAUCUGAUUUCAUCUCGCACCAAAAUGCAGGGAUGGGAUGAAAAUGCUCAGCAGAUGGAUUCUGUGGCUGUGCUACGCAAUGGGAAAGAGAUUUUGUUUCAGGCCUUCAAUUGGGAGUCUCACAAGUAUGAUUGGUGGAAAAAUCUAGAAGAAAAGGUUCCUGAUAUUGCAAAAUCUGGCUUUACAUCAGCCUGGUUGCCUCCACCAAGUCAGUCACUUGCACCUGAAGGUUAUACUCCACAGAACCUUUACUCUCUGAAUUCUGCAUAUGGUUCUGAUUACCUCUUAAAAGCUUUACUCGGUAAGAUGAAACAGUACAAAGUUAGAUCGAUGGCUGAUAUAGUAAUAAAUCAUCGAGUUGGAACUACCAGAGGACAUGGUGGAAUGUAUAAUCGCUACGAUGGGAUUCCAUUACCAUGGAAUGAACGCGCUGUUACAUCUUGCACCGGUGGCCUGGGUAAUAGGAGCACUGGGGCCAACUUUAAUGGUUUUCCAAAUAUUGAUCACACUCAAGACUUCGUGCGGAAAGAUCUAGUGGGUUGGCUAAGAUGGCUUCGAUAUAAUAUUGGAUUCCAAGAUUUCCGUUUCGAUUUUGCUAGAGGUUACGCGCCAAAAUAUGUGAAGGAAUACAUAGAGGGUGCAAGACCUAUCUUUUCUGUUGGGGAAUAUUGGGAUUCCUGUAAAUACAAUGGCUCUUAUUUGGAUUACAACCAAGACAGCCAUAGGCAAAGAAUCAUUAACUGGAUUGAUGGCACGGGGCAACUUUCAACUGCAUUUGAUUUUACGACAAAGGGAAUUCUGCAGGCAGCCGUGAAAGGAGAAUUUUGGCGCCUGCGCGAUGCUCAAGGAAAACCACCUGGUGUAGUGGGAUGGUGGCCGUCAAGGGCUGUCACGUUCCUUGAUAACCACGACACGGGUUCAACUCAGGUUCUUGACUUAAGGCUUCUUAAUACAGUUUUGUGUUUAGCUCAAUAGUCUAGUCAGUCUCUAGAGUGGUCAUGGUAUGUUCUCAGAAUCCGUAAGAGUAUGUUUAAGAACUCAUGACAUCUCAUUUACUUGUUUCCUAUCAUGCAGGCUCACUGGCCGUUCCCUGGAAAUCACGUUAUGGAGGUAUUUUAUGAGAUAUUUAUAAUUACUUUCAGGUUUUCCCUUUUGGCUUCUUAGUAUAACUUUUUAGUUUGACAUUGUGUAGUACAUUUACGACCUAUUUGACACGAAUGGUGUAUUCCAGGGUUAUGCCUAUAUCCUUACUCAUCCAGGGAUCCCAUGUGUAUUCUAUGACCAUUUCUAUGACUGGGGCAAUGCCUAUCAUGACGAAAUCGUUAAGCUGGUAAGUUGUUACUUGAAUUAUUUUGUCAAAAAUCAAAAUACAUCUCAGGUCUGAAGUGGGUUAUGAAUAACAAUGGCUCCAAAUGCAAAUGCAGAUGGGAAUCCGUCGGUCUCAAGGGAUACAUAGCAGGUCAUCGAUACAAAUCAUCAAUGCGGAGCAAAAUUUGUAUGCUGCAAUGAUUGGGGAUAGAAUCUGCAUGAAAAUAGGCGAUGGUUCGUGGUGUCCAGCCGGGAGGGAGUGGACACUGGCAACUAGUGGACACAGAUAUGCAGUUUGGAAGAAGUGAGUAUAAUUCCUUCCUUUUAAUGACCGAGUUUGAGAGUUUGAAAACAUCAGCUCCUCCCCCAUCACAAUGGAGUAUAGGUUGCAUUAUUUUCUCGUAUCCCUGAUGUGAUAGUGAUAUAAAUAUAUAAUAAUAUACUCUGUUCGUCUUAUUUCAAUAGUGCAGUUUUAAGUGAACGAUUUAAGUGGGAGGGAGAAUAUGUAAUAGAAUUAGCCGUGCUAAACUAAAUUAAAAUAAACCAUGUUAAAUAAAUGAUUUUUUUUUCUUUUCGAGAGAUUGAAAUGAUAAUUUAAGCAAUUUCUU
This is a messenger RNA of Oldenlandia corymbosa var. corymbosa, 3115 nucleotides long. NCBI's taxonomy places the organism in Eukaryota, Viridiplantae, Streptophyta, Magnoliopsida, Gentianales, Rubiaceae. The record is from the annotation of a GenBank genome assembly.